Messenger RNA from Nicotiana attenuata, 651 nucleotides. Its product is annotated as clathrin light chain 1-like. Gene Ontology annotation, cellular component: plasma membrane; clathrin coat of trans-Golgi network vesicle; clathrin coat of coated pit. Gene Ontology annotation, biological process: clathrin-dependent endocytosis; intracellular protein transport; clathrin coat assembly. Bases 211 to 636 code for a protein of 141 amino acids. The transcript has a single exon. The record is from RefSeq and is a predicted model, not a curated record. NCBI's taxonomy places the organism in Eukaryota, Viridiplantae, Streptophyta, Magnoliopsida, Solanales, Solanaceae. Gene Ontology annotation, molecular function: structural molecule activity; clathrin heavy chain binding.
AUUCAUCUUGUAAAUUCUUCAUUUUUGACUGCAAACAAAAAGUAAAAAAAGUGAAUAAACAGUAUAAGAACAUAAUUAACACAUAUAUAUACAGAGAUUCUCACGUUUAUGUGUGUGCUUAUAUAUAAGUAUUGAGAGAGAAAGGAAAAAUUUCUUAAUCCAGGGAUUUUGCAGAGCUAGAGAGAGAAAGAAGAGAGAAGGAGAAGAGGAAUGGCUUCAUUCGAUGCGUUCAGUAUGGACGGUGAGUCGCCGGCACCGGCACCGGCGGCAUCAACUCCGUUCGACGACGGAGACUACGGCAGCUACGAAGAAUCCUCUUUCACGCCGCCGUACCACGCCUCUGGCGGAUUCGGUGGAGAGUAUGAGGAGGAAGUGACGGUGGAACACGUUUCUCAUACCGUCGAUAGUCCCGAUCCCUAUGGGUUCGGGUCGGAUAACCAAACCGAUCCAUUCGGAGCUCCGAUCCCGAAUGGGAAUGGUAAGCCCUACGAUCUAGGUGAUGAUUCUGAGGGAAUUUUCAGCUCCGAUGGACCCGUCCUUCCUCCUCCUAAUGAAAUGCGCGAGGAAGGUUUUGCACUCCGCGAAUGGCGUAGGUUUGUUCUACUUCAUUCCUAUUUUAUUGCGAAUUUAUUCUAAUUCACUAUAUUGCCA